ACGCGACGAUACGGUUCCGUGAACGACCACAAUAUUGGAAAGUGAAAUUGUCCGGUUUUGGUCCUGUGCAUAGUGCAUAAUCGAUAUUGAAGUUAACGUCCAAAAUUCAAGUGUUGCGUAAACCCAUCUUUGGAAGCAUAACAAUUCAAUUAACUACGCAGCGAAGAGUGAUAAAAACAUACGAUCGAGUUUAAUAAGUUUCCCACAGCUCUCGAGAAAAUUACUCUAUUUAAACACAUAAAAUUCAAAAAAACCGGGUCAACUAAAUUGUGCAACUGCACUACCAAUCGACGCAAAUUACGCCAGAAAACAGGAUUGGCUUUGCAACAUAAUCAGUGCGCGAUUCGAGGGUAUAAUCCGUAGAAAAAAGAAAUGUGCCAACGAUGAUAAAGAUCCGCGAAGUGAUCCGCCAAAGCGAUCCAACGACGAUUGGCGGCCGAGGACGACGCUGCUGGGAUAAUGGUAGUUGCAGCAGCCACAGGCACAGCCACAGUCAUCAGCACCGCCGAGGGACCAGUUUUUUAACGACUCCGUUGCAAUCGCUAAUCAUCGUGUUUUGCUUGAUUGUUCCACUGAUUAAUCGAUGUGGCGCAAACCACGAAGAUCAUGUAUGCUUUCGGUAUGAUAGCUACACCGAGCUCGAGAUAGUGCCCCGCAACCAGACCGUUCAGGUGCUGACCAGAGAAUGGUGCAUGGAGAUCCCAUUUCGCUGUACCACCUACCGGCCGGAGAUCAAGGAAGUCUACGUGAAACAGAACGUCACUAAAACUCGCAAAAUCGAGCACUGCUGCGAAGGCUACGAGCAAAUUUCUUCCGCGGAGGAUGCCAACCCGUCCCCCGAAGGCACGGUAACGCUCCUCUGUCGCCCCAUUUGCCGCGGCGGUUGCGGUCGUGGCCACUGCGAAUCACCCAACAGGUGCAGCUGCGAGGCUGGCUACUCCGGGAAGCACUGUACCCAACGAUGUCGCAACGGAACCUGGGGCGAGAAUUGCAAGUAUCGGUGUCACUGCCAGAACUACUCGCUGUGUGAUGGCAGAACUGGCCACUGCCGGUGCACCGAUGGCUGGAUCGGAAAUCACUGUGAAACGCCAUGUCCAAAUGGGUAUUACGGAACGCUGUGCAAGAAUCAAUGCAAGUGUAAUACAAGUAGAUGCGAUAGGGAGAGUGGUAGAUGUCUAGCCGAGGAUGAUAUAGUGAUGUUUGAAAACAUCACACGGGUGAUGGAAACAGAUUACUCAGGUGAAAGUACUGAACGAAUUUCUCUGGAUCAAUGGGUUAAGGUUGAUAGCUCAACGAGCACUACAACUACACAAACCACGACAGAAGUUGAGUCCGUCAAUUCUUCGUAUGCUCAGUCAUAUCAAGAAUACCUUCCUCCCAACGUAAAUAUUACCUUCAUUCCAAUUGAAAAUGUUACAUCCACAACAGAAGAUCCCAAAAAUGAAACAGUAUACGAUGUUGAGGCAUCAACCACCAAAGUAGAAAUCACUUUUGUCGCCGCCUCAACAACCGAUAACCCCGUUCCGAAAAAAGAACCUGACUUGAUAUUCAUUGAAACUGAAACCAAGACUGAGCUGGUAGAGUUCGUUGAAAACAACGAAGAUCCAUCAAACAUUCCAGAGUCCGAAGAGGAGGUCAAUCACACCCAGGCCGUGGUUACCAUUUCAUGUCUGCUGUUGGCACUAGCAUUGCUGCUGUCGGUGGUAGCAUACAUGAAGAAAACCAAUCGACGGGCGAUGAUCAAACACCAGGAAAUCUUACAACAGCGACAGAUGUCCAUCAAUUCCGACCGUGGCCCGGACAGUCCAAGAGUAUUGGAGCCGCUACCGGACAUACCCAAGGUUACGUACACCAAGGUGAAGGGCAAGGAUCAACGCAAUGGAAAUACACAAUUGGAACACUACGACGUCCCGGUCAACAACUCUUCGGUGCACAAGUCUUCCCCCUACAACUACAACUUCACCCUCAGCAAACCGCCUCCAGGGCAUCAACCGGCGGCACGGAAGUACAGUCUGGAGCACAUCUACGACGAAAUUCAGUAUCCUCCGAUGGCGGAUCUGAAUGGAUCGGCGGGAAAUGCGGCGGCGACAACCAUUAUUGGUGGAAACAACAAUGGUGAACACUUUUCCAAAUCGAUUCUGGCCGACGACAAGAUGAUACCGGUGAAGGUGAUCGAUGAGAUUAAGGGGAAGCAUGCGAUAAUUAAUCCGGUGAACAUGUUUAAAGUUUUUGCUUCGUUUUUGGUGGCACUUUGCUGCCUGAAAUCUGGCCUCGGACAGGAUGGCGUAAAAACCUGGCAGAAAGGUGGUGGCGGCGGCGUCAAAGGUGGUCACAUGGUGGCCUUCAAUAAUUCAACGGCCGUCGUGGAGGACCAUCCCGUUGGAACGAUGGGAAUGGCCAAUCUGCACCGAGGUAACGAGUCCCAAAGUGCAUUGGAUCGAUUCAUGAACAAAACCAAGAAUGUGAUUCCGAAGGGGGUCUGCUUCGAUGAGGUUCCAACUAUUACGCUGGUGAGACCCCAAAAUGGACAAAUCCCGGCUGGAAAUGGGUCGGACCCCUCGCUGAGCCGUGUCCAGGUGUGCUGCAAGGGCUACGAACGGAACGUCCACAACUUCCGCAAGUGCGAUCCGGUGUGUGUGGAACCGUGCUACAAUGGGCUCUGCGUGGGACCGGACACUUGCGCCUGCUAUCCGGACUUUGUGAACAACCACCAGGGCAAAUGUGUUCCGACGUGUCCCAUUGGGUGCGACAAUGGCGAGUGCAAUCUGGAGAUGAACGUUUGCGUGUGCAGGGAUGGGUUCGAGCUGGAUGAGACCCAUAAGUUCUGUGUGCCAAGCUGCAGGGGUGGUUGUGGUGCCGGACGGUGUGUUUCCUUGGAUAAGUGCGAAUGUGAUCAGGGAUAUGCGGUGGAUGAGAGUGGCAAAUGUGUGCCAAAGUGUGGACCCGAUUGUGGAAAUGGAGUGUGUGUUGCACCGGGAGUUUGCCAGUGUAAACCGGGAUACGAGAAAACGGAGACCGGAUGUGAGCCGAUUUGUUCAGAUGGUUGCUUCAACGGGCUCUGCACCGGACCGGAAACGUGCACCUGCAAGCCGGGCUACAAGAUGGGUCCAUCGGGAAACAAAUGUGACGCCACGUGUGAUCAACCGUGCCUAAAUGGCGUCUGCACUGGCCCCAAUACGUGCUCGUGCCACCGUGGCUACGUUCUGGACGAGACCAAUUCGUUCAAAUGUCUUCCCCACUGCCCCAAUGGAUGUCCCAAUGGAGUGUGCUCCGGGCCCAACAUGUGCCUCUGCAAUGCCGGCUUCAUCAAGGAUCGUAGCCUGAAGGGAAGUCAAGCUUGCGUCAAACGAAAAAAAAGAAGAUCUGGGACAAUGCUCUAUUUGAAGAUUAUCGCCGUGGGAUUGUGUGUGGUGCUUGUGAAGGAUGCUGUGGAAGCUGCCGAGCCGUGCUCCAAUACUACCGUCAAGAUAGAAUACGUGAGACGAAACGGCAAAAAUGUAAUGGUCGCCCGGAACAAAUGCUGCAAGGGUUACGUCCGCAACAAGAACAAGUGCAACCCGGUAUGCACGACGCCCUGCGAAAACUCCAAAUGCACCGAACCGAACUUCUGCACCUGCAACGAGGGGUUCGAGCGACUGUCCAACUUCAGAUGCAUUCCACACUGCGAGGGUUGCGACAACGGGUUCUGCAUCAAACCGGGCUACUGCCAGUGCAACACCGGAUUCUACCAUGCGGAGAACGGAAGCUGCCUAGCGGAGUGUAACAACUGUGGCGGUGGAGCAGGAUACUGCUUGGAACCGAAUGUCUGCCUUUGUCGGGAGGGUUACGAACUGCGAACCGCAGGCGAAGAACGAACUUGUGAACCUGUGUGUGACGAAGGGUGCCUGAACGGGUCUUGCACGGGACCGAAUCAAUGCAGCUGCGACGAGGGCUACGUGAAGGACGAACUAGGAAGAUGUGUGAUGGAGAUUACCACGACUACUGCUGCACCCUGUGAGCAGGGUUACGAAGAGAUCAACGGAACUUGUAUUCCUAUUUGUGACAAGGAGUGCGUUGACGGAGAAUGCGCAGCGCCGAAUCAAUGCGAAUGCUUUGAGGGUUAUUCCAAUGAAAACUCUACGGAUUACCAUCAGUGUCUUCCGGUGUGCACAAAUGGGUGCCAGAACGGAGACUGUAUCGCUCCAGGGAAGUGCAUCUGUCACAAGGGUUACGGUAAAAUCGCAGAUGAGUGUAUUCCACUAUGUGAGAAGUGCUCGUUGGGGCAUUGCGUACGUCCAGAGGAGUGCGUUUGCGAUCGAGGCUAUGAUUUGAUUGAUGGAGAUUGCGUUCCGAUAUGCGAAGAAGAGUGCAAGAAUGCAAAGUGCACAGGACCGAACUCGUGCACGUGUUUGCCGGGGUACAACUACACGGAUAUCAACUCACUGUUCGAGUGUUUGCCAGUUUGUGAGGAUGAUUGUGAGAAUGGAGCUUGCGUAGCGCCGAACACGUGUGAGUGCAACCCAGGGUACACUAAAUAUGACGACAUCUGCUUUGAACCUUUGGUAUUGUGUCAGAUGAAGUGCAUGUACGGCCAUUGCGAUAAGGAUUUGCGGUGUCACUGCGAUCGAGGUUACAUCAUGAACAAGAAUGGGGAAUGUGAAAAGACGUGUCCAGAUGGGUGCAUCAACGGAGAAUGCCUUGGAGGAAGCUGUCUUUGCAACAAUGAUUACCGGCUGUCGUUGGGGAACGCUUCGUACUGUGAGCCGAUUUGCGAAGACGAUUACGAAUACGAAAGUGGCUGUGUAAAUGGCCGAUGCGUGCAGCCAAACGUCUGCCAAUGCGACGACGGUUACGACUUCGUAGACGGAAGCAGGACGAAGUGUCAAUCAAUUGAAGAAAUGCGUGCGGAGAAGGAACGGCAGCUGUGUGCUAAGCGGUGCAGCAAUGGAGUAUGCGAACAAGGAUUCUGCCAAUGCUCAAUGGGUUACGUCAACCCAGAAGGAGAUAAUCAUCGAUGCGUAGCAUUUUGUGAGCCGCCGUGCCGAAACGGAACCUGUGUCUUGCCGAGUCGUUGCGAGUGCGAUCAAGGCUUCGAGUUCUACAACGGAAGUUCGCAUAUUUGUUUACGUGUGGAAGAAGUGCAGCGAUUCAAGAUUCAGCUGGCGCAAAGCCGAUGCGAGGCAAGCUGUAGAAAUGGUAACUGCGAAGAAGGAAAAUGCUUCUGCAACGUGGGAUUCCGACACGCGGCGAAUGAUGAGUUCAACUGCCAGCCGUACUGUGAGAAGCCGUGUCUCAAUGGAGUUUGUGCAGGUGAUAACCGUUGUAGAUGCUUCGAAGGUUAUGAGAACACAAACAAUCCAAGCCAAUGUGACCCAAUUUGUGAACCGGGUUGUUGGAACGGGCAGUGCGUUGGACCAAAUGAGUGCAGCUGUAAUGUUGGGUUCCUGCCGGAGGAGGGAAGCUUGCACCGAUGCGAAAGUGAGUUGACGAAGUUAGAGGCAGUUGUAAAAGAACGCCAGAAGUUAUGCAAAUCCAAGUGUUCCAACGGAAUGUGUGUGGAAGGGAUCUGCAAAUGUGCGGAAGGUUUCUACAACGUGGACAAAACAAAGAUGACAUGUGAACCAUGGUGUACUGAGGGAUGCCCGAAUGGACACUGCACUGCUCCUGGAGAAUGUACGUGCGAAGAUGGUUUCGAGUUUACGAAGGAUCAUGGAUGUAAGGCCAUUUGCAUGCAGGAUUGUGUUAACGGAUAUUGCAGCGAACCGGGGAGAUGUGACUGCUUCCCAGGAUUCAAGAGGACUGCAGAUGUCAACACGUGCGAGCCCGAUUGCGGAGAAGACGGUUGUCUACACGGUCACUGCGCAGCUCCAGGCGUUUGCGAAUGCUUCGCUGGAUAUCAGCAAAGCGAAGAAGACGAUACGCGGUGCCAGUUGAUACCGGAGAUCAUCUACAAGGUGGAUAGCCAUAGCCACAGCAUGAUCUACAACGUAGCGUACGUCAAGUAUCUGGUGCCGCUGGUGGUGGUGGCCGUCCUCAUCACGGCCGCCCUCAUCACCAUGAUCGUGCUGCGCAACAAGCGCAAAGACUACCACGUCGGCAAGCUCGGUAACGUACGCCGGUCGUCGGGCCGGGUUCCACCGCAUCCCACCCCAUACGAUUACAAUGAUUAUAAUCUGGUCGUUCUUUUCCCCACAGAGACCAAAGAAAAUUGCGUCUACUUCAUGCCCCAGGCGCCGCUGGAAGGGGGUGGUGAAAAGGACGAAGAGGAUAAGUUUAGUGUUUAGUGAUUGUGAAGGUUCUUUGGGGGCGCAGGAAUGAAUGGGUGAUGAGCGAGAAGCGAAUGUCUGAUUCCAAAGGAUGUCAUCCGAAUGAUUGUACAUAGAGGACAGUUAGGGUUAGUUUUAGGUAACAAAUGCGAACUGUACUUUAUUUAUUUCUAUAAGUGACUACGAAACCAUUGAAUAAAUAUAACGAAGUUUUCUGUA
Molecule: messenger RNA, 6464 nt
Organism: Aedes albopictus (Asian tiger mosquito)
Lineage: Eukaryota; Metazoa; Arthropoda; Insecta; Diptera; Culicidae
Product: fibrillin-2-like
Exons: 15
Coding region: 384-6263 (1959 amino acids)
Molecular function (GO): protein binding
Source: RefSeq, a predicted model, not a curated record